ACAGAGCCUUCAACGGGGACAUUGACACCAGUCGCCGUCAUCGCCGACGACUCUUGCGGCUCAAAGCACUCCAUUCCUUUGGCUCCGUUGCAUUUCUAUUCCUGGCGCUCACUUGGUUCCCUCUAGCGGCCGCUACAACCCCUUGCGAGCUUCGGGCCCAAAGCGGUGUUUUUUGUUUGCAUCUCGAUACGCCACAGUUCUCAUGUCCCCGCGACGUAGGCACGACGCACUCUCCAGCUCAUCAACAUGUCCUCCUCCCGGUACCCGGACAACACUAGCAGGUACCCGCGCGAGAGAUCGCCUUACCGCGACCGGCGUGCCUCGACUUAUACAGGCAGCACCUACGCUCCAAGAGGAGGCGACUCCCACAGGCCCAGCGCCGACUCGGUGUCAUUUUCCCCUAGAGACGUCCCUCGCGGUCCAAAGUCCCUAGCAGACCCCGCCAGGCCUUCUCCCUCCGGACCACCUGCCGUUCCCUCGGGACCACGUGACCCACCCAGGCGAGCAUUUUCCGGCCGUGGCGACGGUCCGCCAUCGCUGAGGGAUGCUCCUCCGCUAACCACACUCACCUCAAGAGACCACAACACAAGGGACCAUUGGCGUGCUGACCGUGACCGCGACCGGGACUUUCGGGAGAGGCGGCCAUCCCCUCCUCCUCGACGCUCUCCAGUCAGAGAUUCCAGAGACUAUUCUCUAAACAUUGACCGUGCAAGGCGCAACUCACGAGAUGGUCCCCUAUCGGCAGGCUCAACCUAUUCCGACCCCCCGCUUACAACCGGAUCAUCGUACCGUGGAAGUGGUAUCGGUGGCCGAGGCCGUGGAGGGAGAGAUUUCGGUGGCGACUUUAGACCUCGGGGCCGUGGCUACAUCGACGAAAGAGACCGCCACCAUGACCCCCGGGACCGUGUAUACCGCCCUCGGAGCCGUUCCCGAGACCCUAUACGACGGGAAAGAGAUGCACGGGACGAGCGCGACUUCGACCGGCGGGACCGUGAUGACCGCCGUUUCGAUAGACGUGACGACGAACCUCGGCGUUAUGACUCCUAUCAGGGCUCCGCCGCUCUGAAGCCAGCUCUCCGAAGUCUAGAUACACACCGCACCAGUGCUGGUACGGACCUUCGCAAUCCACCAGGCACGGCGACAGGACCCAAUACGCCACACUCGGCGCACCACUCCAGUACCAAUGAACGAGCGGGCUCCUUCGUAGACGCAUACUCGCGCCGGUCCUCUGUUGUCGCGGAGGCCCCCAGUGCAAAAGAUGCACGGCGCCAAGCGGAUCAGAACGACCUGAUUGCCAGCCGAGCCGAACUCUCCAAGGAAAGAUAUGGGCCCCGCGCAUCGUCCCCGCCAGCUUCCGUCCCGAAUUUUGGAUUCGUCUCCAAUGUCUGGAGAAACCCCGCACUUGAUUCGAAGCCGGCUAGCGGCGCGCCUGCACCAAAAGCCGUUGCUGCCCCGCCGGUGUCGUCUGCUUCCGGCUCGGGAUCCUCUGGCAAUGCGUCAGCUCCUUCCUUGGUCCCUCCUCCCGUCCCUGCGUCAACCUCUACUCGCGCCUUUGCUUCAGUUUCCACUCCCGUGUCUGCGCCAGUCUCUGCUCCCGCCUCUACACCAGUUUCUGCUCCCCCGUCUGCCCCAGUCUCCGUACCUGCCUCUACACCAGUCUCCGCUCCGCUCCCUGCACCAGUCUCUGCGCCAGCCUCUGCUGCCGCGUCUGCACCCGUCUCCGCUCCAGUCUCUGCACCAAACCCUGCUCCAGCGUCUGCCACUGUCUCAAAGCCCGCUAUACCUUCGGGCCUUUCUACGGUUCCUCCCACUGGACCUAAAGCCGACAGGGUGGACAGGCCCCAGACGGACGAUCAUCAUGUCAAAGAAGGCAAGCCACAUAUCAUUGAGGCGCAGCGCACCGACGCUGGCGGACGUUCGGUCAUGCCUCCAUCCACGGCCCCAACCAAUUUGUCUGCGCCUGAGCUCGCAGAUGUCAGAGUUUUGGCGCCGACAGCAGGUCCCGCCAAUAUCCUGCCUACAGGACCAGGGGCCAGGCAUAAGAUUCCUCCCGGUGGACCUCCAGCUGGGCCCCGGAUGAACGUAGCACCAGCUUUCUCAAGACCGCCACCCCCUUCACACACCGUCGCUGAGAGUUCCUCUGGGACAAUACCUCUGGGUCCCCGGAAGUCCUUGCCCAUGAGCGCGUCUCCAAAAAGCACACCGAUGAAUAUCCCCACCGGCCCCAAGGCGGACAGGGCUCCUCUCGUUCCACGCCCUCCCCUGUACGCACCUCCCGAUCGUCCAGGCUUUGGAGGGCCACGGAAUCCUUGGGGAAAGAGUAACCAAUGGGUAAGGCCUGAUCUCAAUCGGCCGCCAAUUGUCCCCGCCAAACGGGAGUUUCCCACAGAAGACCGCGAGAGAGCAUUUGGCUCAGCACCGAAAGCCCCGAGAUUAGAAGCUAGUUUUGCGGCCUCGGACGCACAACGUUCUGAACAAACAAGAGUCGACGGUAUAGCAGCGCAUCGCGCCAGCGAAGCCUCGCUAUCAAAAAUUCAGGUCCCUCCUCAGCCGGUAAAGGCGCCCUCCCCCCAGCGCAGCCCUGCCAAGGCCAGACGUUCGUCCGAUACAUCUAUGCCGGAUGCAUCGCCUCGGAUGGAGCAGGCAGCCUCCGCGCCGGUUGUCCCAGAAGGUCUGCCCAUGGAUGAUUCCGAUGAUGAUUUCCUGUUGGACGAAGAGGACUUCGCGACUUCCGAAGCCAAAUAUAAACGUGAGAAAGCUCUCCUGGAAUCCAGGCUAGUAGAUCUGAGUGCCUCACGAUUACGCGCCACUACACCUUUGCAAGAGAUCAUGCUCUUGUCUUCUCUGAGUCUGGAACAUUUGCCGGGCGAACCCUCUGUGUCCAAGGCAGAAGAUGGAAUAGCUAUGAACGAGGUACCCACACCUGCCGCCAAUGAACCUUCCGCCGACGAAGGAGAGCCGAUGGCUGUGGAUGAAGAGACUGCCCCUGCGGAAGAGACGGCACCCACUCCCGCCCCUAUUCAAUUGCUGGAAACCGUCACGGCUGAGCUGCCGAUAUCCAAGGCCGAGCUCCCAACGCCCAAGGCCGAGGAGAGUGGGGAUCAUGACGUGGAGGGGAAGGGACAGACUCGCAUGGCCCCAGCGACACGAACCCUUCGCCUUCGGAAAGAUAGAUCUGCCGACAGAGAAACUACCCCUCCUGACUUCAGCUCCCUACCUUACCUUGCGUCGGCCCCGCCGACUCCCCCGUCUGAGCUCGAUCCUGAUCGCCCUUCAAUACCCGAGUCCGUGUUGGUGGGUAUCCGUGAUAUGUUACGGAAGGCAACGGCGCCGGAAAGGAGCCCAGAAGAGGUGUUGCAGGAGUAUGCUGAAACGUACAGGAAUUGGCGUGCUCAUGUUCAGGAACUCGAUCAGCAAAAAGGUCAGGACGAUCAUGAUAUUCAGCCGUCUGCCGAAGGCUCACUGAAGGCGACGACGCCCGAUGCUGCAGGCUCCACGACAGCUGCUCUGCUGGAUGGACAGCCGACCCACGGUCGCCGCGGCCACGGGGGCCGUUUCGCAACAGAGUUAGACUUGGAGCAGGCCAUCAAAGAGUCGCUGAAGACGGCCGAGGAGGAGCGAAUGGGCAAGAGAGAUAAGGAAACGCAGAAGUCUUCUUGGGAUCCUGAGCGAGAAGCAGUUGUGCCAACCAUGCUGACUGCCUAUGACAUUCAGAGGAGAUGUUUCAUCGACACCAACUUCCAACGCGAGCCCGGCCAGGGCAUAUUUGUCUAUCACUACGAGCCGCCUGAGGAUGACUUCACAGAAGAGGAGCACAAGGUCAUGGUUCAGCAUUACAAAGAUCAGUACGCGAAAAAGUGGGGAAAGCUGGCAGAGAUCUUGCACAAGGAACUGGGAACAAGCCGUACAUACAAGGAUACAAUCAACCACUACUAUGCCACAAAGUGGGGCAGAGAAUUCAAACAGAAAUACAAGCGAGGACGUGCUGGAGGAACCAGAAAAAAGACAGCCGUACGCGGGCGUGGCGCGCAGGUUGACCGUACUGAGCAAGGAGAUGAUACACCGCUUGCGCUAACUGACACUGGUAGACCCCGCCGUCAAGCGGCUCCAACUUUUGGCAAUGAUACUGAAGUGGAUUCGCUGGGAGCCACCCCAACACCUGCACGCCAACGUAGACAGAACGAGUUGGACGGGCCGCAAGAGAAAGCGCCUAAACGUGGAAAGGCGAGAGAGAAGGGUGGCCGGAAGCAAAAGGCUCAACAACCUGUAGCGGUCGCACCGGCACCGUCUCCUGGCAAAGUCGAUAAGAAGGAAAGGGACGUGGGCCUAGGCGUCAAAGCAGAAGACGAACCCGGCAAGCAACCAGCAGAGCUUCCUCUGCUCACUCCAUCUCUACAGCCCACACCUUUGGAGGACCAGUUGAUCCCUCACAACGAACUUGCUACCCAAGCCGGCCUGCCGCCGACGAUUACGGAACGGCCCAGAUCCAACACGACUAGUCGACCAGGCCCUUCCAGCUACUGGUCCGUUACAGAACAGAACGACUUCCACCGGAAUGUGGCCCAUUUUGGGACGGAUUUCGCCGCCAUUGCCGAGCAUAUGAAAACGAAAUCGCAGACAAUGGUCAAAAACCAAUACCUCAGGCUGGUCGAAUCCGGAAGCAGCCCCGAUCUGGAGAAGCUGGCAAACGAAGCCGACAGGAGGCGUGAGCGAGGAGAACAUCUCGGUCCACCGCCGACGCCUACUCCAGCCCCCAAGCGGCGGUACGAUAACCCUGCCGUUCUUCCGCCUCGAAGUCUGGCGCCUACCCCUGAGGUAGCCGAGUCAAUUAAAUCGCCCCCGAUCCAUCCUCUUGCGCACCCAACCUUCUCUCCGUCACAUCACGCUCCUCUUCGCUUCCCAAGUACUGCUACGACUCCAAUGCAAGCGGCGUCGAUUGCGCCUGGAGCCGGGUCAAUGGUCGAAACACCCUUGGCUGCUCUUCCAUCAGGGCCACCUCGGCAUUCUCCUCCGGCCCCUCCUCCACCACCAGCACCACAACAACGUAUCCAGGUACAGCACCUACAGCCUGCCCAUUCCCACCGCAAGUCACAUCACAUUGGACCUAGGGCUGGUUAUUUCUCUGACGAUCAACCGCUGCGUAUUGAGAAUCGCGCCCCUCCGCAACAGCCACCUCUGACGCACCCUCCUCAUCCGCUGCAACAACAGCUCCAAGCACAAAUGCCUCCGCAAAUUCGCAGCCAGGAGCCGAACGCCGCGACUAUUUACCGUUCGCAUCAGCAUGAAAGAGAGGCUCAGAUCAGGUUGGAACAGCAGCACGAGAGGGAAGCUCAGUUAAGGUUCGAGACGCAUUCGCGACGUUUGUCGAUGGACACGGCUUUUGCUAGGCAGCCGUCCUCAAGUGUCGCCGUCUCAGGUCCGAGUAUGUCUAUGAUGCGCGCCAGUUCUGGGCCUGGCUCCCCUGAAAGAAGACCGUCUCAGCAUCGGUAUAUGCCCGCCUACCCACCGACGACCAGUCAGCCUCAACAGCAAAUGAUUAGUCAGCCUCCUGGAUCCAUGGCAGCGCCACAGCAACUUCCGUCUCGAUCGACUCUCGUCACACCUACAGUGAAGGAAGAGCCACGUCAUUAUUCUAUAUCGGCCCAAGCAUCCAAUCCUCAUCAUACUCAGCGUAUCCAACAUGCACAUUCCCAGGCCCAGGUGCAGGCUCACCUUCCCACCUAUCCACAGCCUCCUCCAACAAGCGCUCAGACAUCGGCGCCGGCACCGGCUCCGGCAGCGCCACCCCGACCUCCUACCGAACCUAAAAAGUCGAGUCUCCUCUCCUUGCUGAAUGCUGAUGAACCAGAGGAACCCAGGCGCAAGAAGGCCACCGAGGUGCCCUCCCAACCCCCUACGCCUCAACAACACCAACCAGUCGCACCUCCUCCUCCCACCCAGACAACACAAAGGUCUGAGUUCUACGGAGCCGCUACUUCGCAACCUGCAUAUCUACGGGCAUCAUACUCACAACCACACCCACUGGUCCAUCAGCAGCAUCCUGCCCAUCUUUCAGCGAGUCGGCAGAUCAUCGAUCAAACCAAUGAGCAGCAAGGAGCAAGGGCAAGCCCGCGGGAUGGCUGGCAACAGAGGCAGACGUUCCAUCCAGCGCAAGGCUCGGCGCAGCAAUCUGCGCCCGUCAAUUCUCCUCACUCGUCUCUGGCGCAGCCCGGAUUUGGUGAAAACCGCAUCCACGGGACUCACCGCUCUCUGCUUGCUCAGCAUAGCGGUCCUCGCUAUAACACUCCGCCGCCCAAUGCCUACAGCGGUUCCCCACAUAUGCACUCCCGAGCGUCUAGUAUCAGCGGCCCUCCGCAUCAAAGCCGACAUGUCCCGUCCGAUGGCCAAGCCACGCCGGGCUCCUCGCAGAUAUUACAGCCGAACCCUUACGCCCAGGUAGAGCCUACAGGUGGCAGUUUACAGAACAGCGGACCUGCUGGCAUGCGAGCAACCCUUCAUUACCCCAACGCGGGACAACAAAGGGAUACGCACGACCGAAAGGAGCAGUCGCAGAUGCCUACCGCCAACUUGCCGUUCUCUAAGCCCCAGACGCCCGGCGAUAUUCAACCGCCUCAUGCCCAGAUUAGAGCUGGUAGCAUUGUCGAGCCAUACCGACCCAGGGACACAUUCCGCGAAUACAAUCCCCAGACGCAUGAUCGCGAUUCGUCAAGGGAACUCUCGCAGAGAACAGAUAUGCUGCUGCGUGAGCAAAUGGCACGAUCCACGGGGCAGCAUCCGCCACAUCAGGAAACACAGUGGCCGCCUGGUGCCCACGGCUACCCCCGAUCUCAUACGCCCCUAUCGCGAUCUGAGCAUCCUCAGCAGACGUCAAUGCGCCCUCCCAUGGGUCAAGCAACACCACUGGCCGAUAGCGUUGGCCUUCAAGCGUACGGACAGCGACUUCCGGAAGAGCCUCGUCACCAAUAUCUCGAUGCUUACCCCACACGCGACGAGAGGUUUGCACGUGAGGAGCAAGCCUACCAUCAGCAAGCUAGGUUGCGCAACGAAGAGCUCCGUGACGGUGGGGCGAGAUAUAGAGACGAGAUGAUGAGGAGAGAGGGCGGGAUGUCCGGAGCGCCGCCACCGCCGCCACCUCCGACCGUCCCGCAGCAACCGCAGCAUGAGCACAGAGGAAGCCAUGGAGGCCCGAUGGAUUGGGCGAGUGCGGUGCCGCGGGGCCACGAGAGAUGGCAACCCCAUCAGCGGUAGGCGGCCGAUGGAUCUGUGUGCAUCUAGAGUUUUCUUUGCAUUGAAGCGGUGUUGUAGCGCUGAAGGUGCAUAUUGUGUAUAUGGCAGGGUUCUCAUCAUAUAUUGGGAGGCACUUUGUCGCGUCUUUUACGCUUCCAUCUUUUCUGUUUGGAAGGAUCAGGAGAAACGUGAUUUAGCUUUGAAAAGGGGGAGCUGUGGGCAUUUACACUGGCCUUUGGUCAUGUUUAGGGCUUGGAGUU
Westerdykella ornata is the source of this 7487-nucleotide messenger RNA. RefSeq lists its product as uncharacterized. The record is from RefSeq and is a predicted model, not a curated record. Gene Ontology annotation, cellular component: Set3 complex. Bases 247 to 7248 code for a protein of 2333 amino acids. Gene Ontology annotation, biological process: regulation of transcription by RNA polymerase II. NCBI's taxonomy places the organism in Eukaryota, Fungi, Ascomycota, Dothideomycetes, Pleosporales, Sporormiaceae. The transcript has a single exon.